AUGAAUGAGGUACACUCGGUGGACUGGGAUACCAAUAUGACGACCCCGUGUCUUAUUCCCGAGUCCAAAGUAGGCGCUGUUCCUCAACCGCCGCAGCAGUUCAUGAUGCAUCCUCUGGGUCAGCCGCAGCAAGUUGAAUACAGCGAUGACAUGUCUGACUCUGGAAGCAGCAAUAUCAGCAGACCAGCUAUUUCGUUCCCUAUGCCGGCUCUGGAAUUCGAUUUCCGCAUAGCUGUGGCUUUGAAUCCAGAGCCAUCCAGGGUGGAAAACAAGGUCAAGAAAGAAAUCACCACCGUCGCUGCUGGACAGUGGUCUGGCUCGUUUGGUAACGGUCGGGUGCUAGCCGGUGGAUAUGAUCUAGGUCAAGCCAGAGGAUUUAGACCCAUCCGUAUCGUCGAAGGCGCCUUUGUCAUGCAAACUACUGAUCAGCCACCCGCCGUUCUCGAGAUGCGAACCCGGGGCUCACUCUCCGGGCCCUGUGAUAUUCUAGACUCGCUUCUUGGACCUGGCCAAUCCAAGGAUAUCGAUCCCCGCCAAUAUGGCUUCCGCAUGUUUGCUACAGUGAAAACGCCUGACAAGCGUUAUGCGGAGAUUGUUAAUUGCGGUUUGUGGGUAGCCAGCGGUAUGUGGUCUGGUGAAGAGCUCAUCAUCGAGUAUGUCAUUCAUUUCCUUUUCUCCUAG
This is a messenger RNA of Metarhizium brunneum ARSEF 3297, 681 nucleotides long. Lineage: Eukaryota; Fungi; Ascomycota; Sordariomycetes; Hypocreales; Clavicipitaceae. The record is from RefSeq and is a predicted model, not a curated record.